Molecule: messenger RNA, 1609 nt
Organism: Prosopis cineraria
Lineage: Eukaryota; Viridiplantae; Streptophyta; Magnoliopsida; Fabales; Fabaceae
Exons: 4
Coding region: 170-1213 (347 amino acids)
Source: RefSeq, a predicted model, not a curated record
GGUCAGAAAAGUCAGAUUCAUCCACGUGUCUUAAUUCUUCUUCUCCGUCCACCCAUCCGUUAGCCCCGCUCAGUUUCUUCUCGUUCUGCAGCUUCCCCUCCGCCAUUGAAGAGCCAAAAAAACAAAAAGAAAAAAAAAAUCCUAAAUAAAGUAGUAAAUUUCCAUUCAAAUGGGAAAACUGCUGUGCGAUUCGACGACCGUUACCGAGCCCUUUCAAGGUUCGUCGCCGAUUGUCCCUUGGAGGGAUCCGAAAUCCGCGCCCCUUGAAGCCAUCAAAGCCGUAGAUCUAGUUAACCAGACGAGUGUCGCCGCCGUCAACGACGGUUGGGAAGACGUUCUUGGCUUAGAAGAGCAGCAACGGCGGCACCUACAAAGGCUGCAGUCUAAGGGCGUGCUUUGGAAGGCUCCCGAGGAUGACCAUUCCUCUACCCUUAGAUCCGUCGUUUUCCGCCUUUCUCAUGGCGGUGAGGUCUCGGCCGACGGCAACUGCCUCUUCACGGCUUCACAGAAGGCGAUGGGCGGUGAAAUCGGCGCGCGGGAUCUGAGGAAGCGCACGGUGAGAAGGUUCUUGGAAGAUCUUGGAUCUGCGACUUUUCAGGAGAGGGAAAGCAUUGACGAUGCGAUUCGGCACAUGUACUCGCCGGAUCUGAGGAAUGGGUGGGGUGUGCAUGUUGUCCAGGAGGUGAAGUUGUUGGCCAAUAAGGGGGAUCGCGUAGCCCUUGAUUCGGCCAUCGAUGAGCUCGUUCUCCUUGGGAUGCAAAGAGAAAUGGCGGCAGAGUCUAUUUACAAAGAGAGAUGCGUCCCAGUGAAUGACGGUCCCAGUUGGGCCAAAUACAUGUUGCUCUCUGGAUCUUCUGACGAUGAGUAUGAUAUCAUCACUUUGCAAUAUACUGAAGAGGGCUUGUUAUCUGUAGAUGAGAAUCGAGAGGGUCAUGCCGCAGCAUUUGGUGAUGAUAUAGCCAUCGAGUGCCUAGCAACUGAGUUCAAGAGAGAGAUAUAUGUGGUGCAAGCACAUGGUUCUGAUGCAAUGGUUGACGAAGAAAACUGUGUUUUCUUCCUUCCACAUCGUCCGAGGAGCCAAAUUCUGGAACCUCCCAUUUUUCUCUUCAUGAAAGGAACAGGUUGGUGCGGUGCUGGGGCUGACCAUUACGAGCCCCUGAUUGCUCAUCCCUCCUCGGCGGUUUCGCCAGAGAAGGUUGCUGUUGUACUGUGAGGCUCUCGGCCUGCAAUUUUGUGGAAUAGACAUUGAGAGUAGUCUAGAUUUUUCUCCCCUCUUAUUUAUGGUUGGUAUGCAGUGUGGCUCCCCUGAUGAUGAAUGCUACAAGGGGAAUAAUAUCAUUGCAUAGCAUUUAUAUUUUCUUUUUGGUUUCCGUCAUUUAAAAAUCAAUUAUCAUUGACUCCUAGAAGGCAGGUUUGCCUGCAGUUGAGCAACCCCUAGAGUACUUUUUUUUGUGUAGUUUUGCCGGCUUCUGUUGUUGUUGUUCCUUUUUGUUGAGAGUUGAAUAGAGAAGGAGGGUACAUCAUGUAGGUAGUGUGUUGUUCAAACUGAAGGUUGUAUCCUGGUGGGUGAGUUUCAUCAAUUGAAUGAAGGAAAGUGACUUCUUGUUUA